Messenger RNA from Durusdinium trenchii, 888 nucleotides. The record is from the annotation of a GenBank genome assembly. Lineage: Eukaryota; Dinophyceae; Suessiales; Symbiodiniaceae.
AUGGCGGAGGCCGAGAAUGACUUCCAGGCCUCCGAGAGCUUCCAAGGAGCCCGGCCUGGCUAUGCCUUCAAGAUGGGCCCCAAGGGCCUUGGGUACUACCUGGACGCGAAGCAGGGCACCAAGUCUUUUUGGGCCGAGGCCAUCGCCCAGCUCCCAGAGACCUGGCGUGAGGCGCCCUUCCGAGAGGCGCUUCUGAGAGUGCAUGCAGAGAAGGGCUGCGGGGUGGGAAUGGCGCACAGCGCCUUUGGCCUGGUGGUGGAGACCGUGGACGAAGUGCCCGGGCAAGACCUGCAACCGGGCGAGGUGAUCGUGUCCAUUGAGGGCCGUGUCUUAGCCAGCUUGUCAGCACCACAAAUGCAGGCCUCCUUCCAGAAGAGACGCCUUGACGGUGCGAAGCUGCUGGUGGGCAACCACACACAGGUCAAGGAGCUGUCCCAGCGAGAUCCCAACAUCAUCCAGAUGUGGGAUCCUUUGAAGAAGCACAACUACUUCUUCCACAAGAAGUCCGGUCGCAGUGCCUGGACCCUCGAGGAGCUGCAGUCAAAGGAAGGUGGAGCUGCUGCAUCCGCGCCAGAGGCGGCCAAGAGCUCCCAGGCAGCGCCCAUUGACUUGUCCCACUUCCUUCAACACGGCUUCGCCAAGCAGAGGGAGCCGCCCCCGAAGAAGAGGCCCAAGGCAAAAGCCUCCUCGCAGAAGGAGGAGGAGGACGGAAAAGAUGAGUCUGACCUGGCCAGAGAUGACCGGGGCUCUCAGGGGUCGCUGGGAGAUUGCGUGGCUAAUGCGAGUCUUUUUUGGGAACCCGGAUGUCGCUCCAUAGGGCUUUUCACUUGGCAUCCACCCCCAGGAGCCAAGACAUCGACCCCACCCCAAAGGCACGAGUGCCCAUAG